Molecule: messenger RNA, 10016 nt
Organism: Synchiropus splendidus (mandarinfish)
Lineage: Eukaryota; Metazoa; Chordata; Actinopteri; Syngnathiformes; Callionymidae
Product: low-density lipoprotein receptor-related protein 1B-like
Exons: 48
Coding region: 104-9193 (3029 amino acids)
Molecular function (GO): calcium ion binding; protein binding
Source: RefSeq, a predicted model, not a curated record
UGACCUGUGAGCGGCUCUCGCCUGCGCAUGCGUAGAGCGGGGUCUGUUUAAGUCGUCCUCUGCCAGGUGACGCCAGUCUUCCAGAUGAGUUUGGCCCGCAGUCAUGCUCGUUCUGAGGCUGACUUGUUUCUUGAUUCUGACCGGUCUCAGGAUUUCUACAGUCUUGAGCCAGUCCUCUGGAUGUCUCCCUGACCAGUGGCAAUGUGAUGAUGGGAACUGCAUUCCUGAUGUCUGGAGAUGUGAUGGUGGCGGCGAUUGUCUGGAUGGAUCUGAUGAGAUGGAUUGUGAUGCUUCCUCAGGAUCUCCAUUAUGUCCACCCGGUCAUUUCCCCUGCCUUGACACUGUUGGCUGUGUAGCAGCAUCAGCUCGCUGUGAUGGUCAGAAGAAUUGUCCAACUGGUUCUGAUGAAGAGAACUGUCCAGUCACUGAGGAUUGUUUGGACACUGAUUGGACAUGUGGAAACCAUGCGUGUGUUUUAAAAGAGCUGCGUUGCAAUGGACAGGAUGACUGCAUGGACAAUUCUGACGAAGCAAACUGUGUCAGUUGUGAGGCAAAUGGCGUCCAGUGUCCUGAUGGCAGCUGUCUGCCUGCUCAUGAAAGAUGUGACAAGACAGUACAGUGCUCUGAUGGCAGUGAUGAACCUGUAACUUGUGGCCGCACCUGCGCUGUAAAGAAUGGAGGCUGCAGCCAUGUGUGUGUCGAUGAACCCUGGGGAGCUCGGUGUGCCUGUCCUGAUGGAUUUAAACUGUCCUCAAAUGGAGCCAUCUGCAUCGAUGUCGAUGAGUGCUCCCUUCCUUUUCCUCCAUGUAUGCAGCUCUGCGCCAACACACUGGGAUCAUUCUAUUGUCAUUGCAGAGAAGGCUUCCUGCUACAAGGAAAUUCAACAUGUCAGGUCACAGGUAAUUCGACCAGACUUCUGACUGUGCAGAAGCGAACAGUCGUCCUGCUGGAUGUAAAAACACGACAACUGAAAUCAAUUGGCGUACUGCAGUUUGACCCGGUGGCCUUAACAUUUGACAUUGCACGAGGCUUGUACUACUGGGCUGAUGAGCAAGGCACUCUUUACAAGAGCAAUGGACAACAAACCUCAAUUAUCCACAAAGGGCAGUGGGGAAUUAGCAGUCUAGCUUGUGACUGGCUCACCGGCAACCUUUUCUGGACUAAUCCAAAGAAAGAGUCAAUCUAUGUGUUGGGUGCGGACGGGUUGAGUUACACCACGGUGCUGAGUAAAAACGUCAGCCCGAAAGAGUUGGUUGUUUUACCGGUGGCGAGCUCAAUGUCAUGGAUCAAUGCUGGUCCUGGUGAUCGAGUGACGAUUGAGAAGUCUUGGCUGGAUGGAUCAAGUAGACAAACUCUUGCGGUGCUCACAGGUCAAUCUGCUCACAGCCUCGUGGCAGAUGUGGCUGCCAGAAGACUGUAUUGGAUCAGUGAUAUUAAGCAGUCAGUAGAGACAGUAAGGCUGGAUGGCAGUGGACGCUACUCCUUUGUGGGAUUGUUCAGUGGGAACCCGCCAAUGGGCUUAGCUGUUUUUGGAAACAUGUUCUACUGGGUGGAUGACCAAGGAAUGUGGCAGGCUCCUCAAAACUUGCCAGGUCUAAAGAAAUUUCUGUGGAAAUCCACCCAGGCCGUUUUCACAGUUUUCCAUGAGCUUCAGCAGCCACAAGGUACAUCUGCGUGUGCGAUGACAUGUGACAUCUGCUUGCUCACUCAAGGGAACCCAACUGGAUUCGCCUGCACUUGUCCAAGCACUCAAGUUCUGCUGCCCGAUGGUGUAUGUCGGUUUCCCAGGUUUGUUUAUGCCACCAUUAGCAACAUUAAAUUGUUAGAGUUCAGAGGCAGUGAGGUCAUAGACCAGCAACUGUUUGACACAGACGAUGGCAUAUUGUGUUUCGAUGUGGACUGGUACAGAGGGUGGAUAUAUUGGGCCAACCAAACUGGCCAUGUGCAGCGUGUGGGCACAACACAGCAGGUCACAGAAAUCAUCCCACUGCCUUUGCCAGUUUGUAUCAUUGCAUUGGAUCAGAGGACUGGUGAUCUUUUUUGGGUGUCAUGUGAUCAAAAAGUCAUAGGCACCACCAACGCUAAGAAUGGUUUAUCACGGCAUCUGUACCGCACAGAAAAGGAGAUUCGGAACCUUUAUCUGGACUGGCUUAGAGGCGGAAUUCUCUGGCUUGAAGAUGAGCAAAUCAUGGGCAUGAAUAUUAUCGGUGGUGAAGCAAAGGAACUUCUGCAGUUGUUAGCUCAGACGAAUAUUGCCUUUGACCUCAGUGCCAAUAGUCUCCUUUGGAACUCGAAAAAUGCGGGCUUAACCACAUUGAGCUUGCUGAAUGAGAAAACACAUGUAGCUGGAAGGAGGUGGAACAUAUCCGGCUCUGUCAUGUGUGCUUUUGAACCUUUCCUGCUGACCCUUUCUGGUGACACCAUGACCCUCUGGGACCGCCGUGAUGGGAACCCUGUUGUUCGUGCACCUGUCAAAGGCGAAGUGUUGAAUGUUAUUCCUGUUCUCAGAGACAUAUCAGUUCCCGAGGCCUCCUUCUGCAAGGAACCAUCCAUGCUGUGCAAGGGAACUUCGAUUUGCCUUGAACGCAAUCGACUAUGUGAUGGGAGAAUGGACUGUCCUGCUGGGGAUGAUGAAGAGUUUUGCAGGACUGCAUGCCCAUCAAAAGAUGAUUUUCAAUGCAUGGACGGUCGGAGCUGCAUAUCCAACAUGCUUGUGUGUGAUGGCCGCUCUCAUUGCCGUGAUGGUUCAGAUGAGGUCAACUGUCCGCCUGCAGUGCCCACUGAAAUCCAAGCAAAUGCCCUGAAGUGUCGUACCGGUUUAAAGCUUUGUAAUGAUGGCCUGCAAUGUGUUUUAUACAGUCAUGUAUGUGAUGGAGAGAAUGACUGUAAGGAUGGAUCUGAUGAACUUGGAUGUGAUGCUACACAAGCUCCGACCACAGUAAAUGUAAUUCCCAUCCCAACGACUACAUUCACAACUCUUCCUGCAUGUCUCAGCCCGUCGGUGCUUUGUCCGCAAACAUCUCUUCACCUCUGCAUUUCCCCAAACAAGUUUUGUGAUGGCAUCAAAGACUGUCCCAAUGGAUUUGAUGAAGAAAACUGUUUGAAAAGAUGUCCCUCUAAAAAUGAUUUUCGCUGCAAGGAUCGUCGAAGCUGUGUUCCCAAAAGUCUAGUUUGUGAUGGGCGCUCUCAUUGUCACGAUGGAUCUGAUGAAGUCAACUGUCGGCUCACAAUACCGCCUCCUCCCCAACCAAGUAGUCUAAAGUGUCGCAUGGGAACCAAGCAUUGUCGAGACGGUAGUGAAUGUAUUUUAAACAGCCAUGUUUGUGAUGGCGAGAAGGACUGCAAAGAUGGCUCUGACGAAGAGGAAUGUGAGGCUGUGGAGCCCUCCACCUCAAAUAUGACCGCUGAUCUUGACUUGAUACCAAUAACCACUGAACCUAACCCUAUAACUCCAUGCACCAGUCCUGCAGUUUUGUGUCCUGGUACGCAUUUAUGCAUCGCACCAACUCAGCUGUGUGACGGCGUGAAAAACUGUCCUGACGGAUCUGAUGAGAACUGUGUGAGGGGAUGUGCUGAGAAAAGUGAUUUUCUGUGUGAAGACCGUCUGAGAUGCGUAUCCAGAGAUCUUGUUUGUGAUGGCCGCUCUCACUGCCAAGAUGGCUCAGAUGAAGUCAACUGUCAGAGUUUAACCACUCCGGCACCUCGGUCAAACGUUUUCAGAUGUUAUGUGGGAUCACGACUGUGUCAGGACGGCACACGUUGUGUUCUGCUGAGUCACGUUUGUGAUGGAGAAAAAGAUUGCCCUGACGGAUCAGAUGAAACUCAUUGUGGGGACACUGCCACUGUCACUGCUGAGCAACCUACAUCCAAACCAUCAACAACAGUCAGGCAGAUUUUUAUGUCUUCUACUUCUCCACCGUGCACUAGUCCCUCAGUUCUGUGUCCUGGCUCUUCUGUAUGCAUCAAACCAACUCAAAUGUGUGAUGGAGUGAAAGACUGUAUUGAUGGAUCAGAUGAGAAAUGUGUGAAGAGAUGCCCGAAUAGAGAUGAUUUCCGGUGUAAAGACCGUCGGAGCUGCAUCUCCAGAGAUCAAGUGUGUGAUGGCCGCUCUCAUUGUAACGAUGGAUCAGAUGAAGCGGGCUGUCAAGGUUUGCCCACCCCAGGGCCUCGCACAAAUGCCCUGAAAUGUCGUCUGGGUUCCUGGCUGUGUCAAGAUGGAAGUGAGUGUAUUCUACAUAGUCACGUUUGUGAUGGGGAGAGAGACUGUCAAGAUGGGUCGGAUGAAGGAACAUGUGACUCUGCAUAUACAACCAAUCCGACUUUGUCACCCGCUGAACCGGUUACUCAGCCUCCCUGCACCAGUCCAUCAGUUCUGUGCCCAGGCUCCUCUUUAUGCCUCCAUCCAGCUCAGAUAUGUGACGGAACGAGAGACUGUCCCGAUGGGUAUGAUGAAAACUGUGUCAGUAAAUGUCCCAACAAAAGAGAUUUCCACUGCAAAGAUCGUAGGAGUUGUAUUUCGGCCAGUCUGGUGUGUGAUGGACGCGCUCAUUGCCUUGAUGGCUCAGAUGAAGUUGACUGUCCUCCCGUCUAUUCCGCUGGUUCUCGAGCAAGUACAGUGAAGUGUCGUUUGGGUUCAGUCCCCUGUCGUGACGGUAGUGUUUGCGUUCUUCAAAGUCAUGUUUGUGAUGGAGAGAAAGACUGCAAAGAUGGAUCGGAUGAAGCAGACUGUGAUGUUGCAGAAAAGGCCCUGGAUACAGUUACUGAUGACACCACAUCCUAUGUCAAGCCACUCAACCCGCCUGUCACCAAGCUGCUGUGCACUGGUUCCUCAAUCCUUUGUCCGGACUCAUCAUCAUGCAUCCUCCCCUCACAGCAGUGUGAUGGCAAAAUGGACUGUAGUGAUGGCUCAGAUGAAAAAAGGUGCCCAGAUAUCACUCGUCCAGGUUCACAAGAACCUGUCCUUACAUGCCGACUUGGCACAAGGCUGUGCGGCGACGGAUCAGAAUGCGUUUUGAAUAGUCAUGUGUGCGAUGGCGAGAAAGACUGUCCAGAUGGCUCAGAUGAACAAGGCUGUCAAGAAUCCUGCAAAAAAGGUGAAUUUCAGUGUGCGCAUGGGAAGAUGUGCAUCCCAGACGCCCAGGUUUGUGAUGGGAGGACUCACUGUAGAGACGGGUCAGAUGAACUGGACUGUAUCAACCCAAGUAAGAGCUGUGAGCAUCGGUGUGCUGAUGGCAAGCGGUGCAUCCCCAAGAAAUUUCUGUGCGAUGGUGAAAAAGACUGCCUUGAUGGCUCUGAUGAGCUGGGCUGUGAUGGCGUGACUGUUGCACCAACACCAGCCUUGGCCACCGAUCCAGCAGUAUGUGUGAGUCCAUCGGUUUUUUGCCCAGGCACUUCAGUCUGCAUUUCUCAAAAGCAAAUCUGUGAUGGAAAUCGCGACUGUCCAGAUGCUUUUGAUGAAAGUAACUGUGUGGACAGCUGUAAAAACACAGAUGAAUUUCUGUGCAGUGACCGACGCAAGUGUAUCUCGAGGAAAUUUGUGUGUGAUGGACGUGCCCAGUGUUUUGAUGGGUCUGAUGAGAACCGUUGUGAAGAAGAUGAACCUACCACUCCGUUUCCCAGCGUGGGCAGCACCAAUUCAGCCCCGGUUAAAUGCCGCAAAGGUUUCAAACCUUGUAGCGAUGGUCUGGAGUGUGUCAUGUAUAGUCAUGUCUGUGAUGGAGAAAAGGACUGCCAAGAUGGAUCAGAUGAAGAUGGAUGUGUUUCUGCUUGCAAAUCAGGUGAGUUCCAAUGUGCUCAUGGAAACAGAUGCAUCCCAGAGCAGCAGGUCUGUAACGGAGAGAACGACUGUCAGGACCGAUCCGAUGAAAUGAACUGUCAACGCUUGAUUGACGGCUGCCAUCAGCUCUGUGACAAUGGCACCCGCUGUAUUCCAAAAUCAUUUCUUUGCGACGGCGAGAGAGACUGCGCUGAUGGGUCAGAUGAGAAAAAGUGUGGCCUUAUAGCCUGUGCUUUUGACCAGUACCGCUGCAUGAGUGGUCAGUGUGUCUCGGAGGGACUGAAGUGUGAUGGAUAUUCUGACUGCAGUGACCAUUCAGAUGAAAUGCAUUGUGCAAGGCCUCCAAACUGCCCGUCACAGCUGCUCUGCCCAAACGGUCACGAGUGCCUGCAAAGAGAGUGGCGCUGCGAUGGUGAAGAGGACUGUGACGACGGUUCUGACGAGAAGAACUGUAUCAUCACUCCAGUGAGGUGCAGAGACUACCAGUGGCAGUGUGACAACAGUAAUCAAUGCAUCCCUCUGUCAUGGCAUUGUGAUGGAAAAAGGGACUGUGUCAAUUUUGUGGAUGAGGAAAAUUGCAGUCUGGAGAAGUGUCCUGCCCACCUGUACCAGUGUGACAGUGGAGAGUGUCUGGACCCUGGACUGGCAUGCAAUGGUAUCACCAACUGUGCAGACAUGUCCGAUGAGGGUUCGGGAUGCAACGUGCACAAUUGCUCCAGUUACUUUGCCCCUCUGUGUGACCAGCACUGUGUCAGCACUCCUAAUGGGCCGAAGUGUUUCUGUAAAGAGGGUUACAAGCUCUUCUCUACCAGAUACUGUGUGGAUAUGGAUGAAUGUGAAGAGCUGCCACAUGCUGUGUGCAAACAUAUCUGCAUCAACACACCUGGUUCUUACACUUGCCAUUGUCAUCCUGGUUUCUACCUGGAGCCUGACAACAAAAGCUGUAAAGCGGAAGAUGAGGCAUUACUGUUGGCGUCUGUUCAGUCAGAAUUGCUGCUGUUGGGGGUCCAUAGCAGAAGCUUGCGUCUCUUCUCCUCUGCAACUCGGCCUGUCUUCUCUCUGGAUUACCACUGGAGUCAGCAAAGGGUGUACUGGUUGAGCCCUGAUUACCAGAGCGUACGAUGGGCUGACAUGAACUCAAGUAAAAAAGGAACACUAAUUCAAGGAGUGAAGGCGGAUUUUAUAGCAGUGGACUGGAUUGGAAAGAACCUUUACUGGAUUGAUGGUCUGGUGGGUCAGAUUCUGGCGGUGCAGCUCCGUGAUGUCACAGUUGGAUCCCAUAACUACACUGUGGUGCUGGGAGAAGACUUGGAGCAUCCAAGUUCACUGGUCCUCCUUCCACACAUGGGGUUGAUCUUCUGGUCUGAGAUUGGCAGCAGACCCCAGAUUAGGCGCUCAGGGAUGGAUGGAUCAAGUAAGAGGGUGAUAGUCAAUCAUGGGUUAAGUUGGCCUGUUAGCUUGGCUUCUGACCUCCUGGACAACCGGUUGUAUUGGGCUGAUGAGAAGAUGCACAGCAUUGGCUCUGCCUCUUUCGAGGGAGAGAAUGUCAAGAUCCUUCAGAUGGUUGAAACUCCAAGCCCGUUCUCUGUUGCUGUGUUCAAUGAUCGGCUUACCUGGUCUGACACGAAGAGAAGAACCAUCCGCUCUUCUGAUAAAAACACAGGGAAAGACCAGAAGGUUCUCUUAAAGAGACCUGGCCAGCCCUUCGGAAUAAAGCUGAUGCAUCCGCUGUCCCAGCCACUCAUCGUGAACCCCUGUGACAAGCUUCGCUGCUCCCACCUCUGCCUCCUCGUUCCAGCUAGGGGUCUCUCAGGCAUACCAAAGUCAGCGACAGCGUCCGAAGUAACAGAAGUUACUGCAGCUUGCCGCUGUCCGAAGGGGCUUCUACUUUCAAAGAACAACAGAACAUGCUCUUUACCUCAGGAAUCGACCUUCAUCUUACUUUUGUCGCCCAACGCCAUCUACCAAAUUUAUCUUCAGUCGAUGCAUCGAGAUGGAGUUGGGCUGAAAAAGAUUCCCAACUGCAGCGUGUUGUCCAUCCCUGGUGUGGUUGAGGCCUCUUUCAUGGAUCUUUCACACGGUCAACGUUUGUACAUAGCUGAUGGUUUUCAUGGAGCAGUGGAGGCCUUUAAUCUGACUGGCCCCUGGUCAAGACAACGCCUGACACCCACUGGCCGCAUUUUUGAACUACAUGACGAUUCAGUCACUGCCAUAGCAGUUGACUGGGUGACCUCCAACCUCUACUGGAGCAGCAGUAAUCACCCUGGUAUACAUGUGACCUCCAGUUCUGAUGGAAGCACUGCCCCACUGUUGCAGGGAUCGCUGAAGGCGACGACAGCCAUAGCAGUGCACCCUCCGACAGGUCGACUCUGCUACUCCUCAACGGUCAGUUUAGGGGGUAAAAUCCAGGCUGAGAUCUGCUGUGCUGGGAUGGAUGGUCGUGGAAAAGUGGUUUUAUGGAGGAACUCUAGCCCAACAUCACUUUCCUUCUUCAACAGGGGAACCAUGAUCUACUGGAGUGACCAUAGUCAUAGCACAAUCUGUUCAAUUGGAGUGGAUGGCUCAGGCUAUAAGGAAUUUAGCACCAGCCCGGGUUUGCUUAUCUCUUUCACAUAUGUUGAAAAUAUCCUCUUCUGGCUCACUCAAGAUAAAGGUGUGACUAAGCUUUGGUUCAGUGAUGGACAACAACCUAAACAGCUGUGGUUUGAGACCAAAAAUACCUUACAAGUACUUAAGUCGCACAGCACUGACUCGCAAAUUGGAACCAACAUGUGCUCCAAAAAUAAUGGGGGGUGUGCUCAGUUGUGCCUGGCUUAUCCGGGUGGCCGCACAUGCAGGUGUGGCAGAGGGUUCUUCAGUGUAAACGUCACCUCCUGUUUUCCCAUGCCGACCUGCGCCGUUGGUAAACAACCAUGUGUCGAUGGCAGCAAAUGUAUUGGCAGUGGGUUAUUUUGUGACGGACGUGUGGACUGUCCCGACCAGUCAGAUGAACAGGACUGUCCAGAUGAAAAAGUCUCUACUUCUGUGACCAAACUCAGCAAGGGAGGUCAUCCCAGGACUUGGCAACAGGGAUCUGCGUCUUGUGGUACUGAAGCUUGCAAUGGUCAUGGAGAGUGUGUGAUUGAAGGAGAGACCCGUCACUGCCGAUGUGCGGCUGGUUACACAGGAGAGUUCUGUCAAGAUACAGAAGGCGGACGUGGCUACACCGCUGCCAUCCUUGCCGUCAUCUUUGUUGUCGGUGCCGUAUUGGGGGCAACGUAUAUAAUCGUGAAAAGGAAAAUAUGGGAGUCUUUCUGGACCAGAGCCCCAGAUAAAGAAAAUCUAAUGACAAAUAUGGGCCUGCCAUGUGAGCAACAUGACGUGGACUUUGAGGAACUGGAGUCCCAAGUGGACCAAAAGAAUGUCCGCAUCAGUUAGUCACUGCAGUAGGGCUGCAUACAUUGUCAUGAGAUGAAGAUUUUAAAAUAAAAGUAAAAUGCUAACCUUUAAAGUUGUCGACUUGUGACUACGCUGCUGACUUGGUCGUAUUUCAACCAGACACCAAAGAUGCUUUACCGCGCUUAAACAAGUGAAGUUCUGAAUGACUUGGCAUUAACCUUAAAAUGCCAGUGAGAAGGUCUGAUUUUGCAGAACAUGCUGGCCUUGACGUAUUUGUAACAGCUCUGUUGUUGAACAGGAACAGGCCAAACUGAAUUGCACACUGUUGUGGGCAGCCGUUCAACAAAUGACCUGAUGAUUGAAUAGUGAGGGCAAGUCAAGUCAUGCAUGCUCCUCUGAACUCCUCCCUCCGCUGUGGCUUGUCAAUCCCAGCAUGCCAUGCUGCCCUUCUUUGUGUGAUUUUACUGUUGGUCCCUCAUACAGUUAAACCUAUACACACAGCUUCUAGUGCCUGUGGGGGACCUCCAUCCUUUAAUGGAGGUGGUGGGGCCAGUUAUCGUGAUGAUUUUCCUAUCAAAACGCUUCAAAUACAUGAGUUGCAAAUUAACCCAUUAAGCAAGUCAAUCCUGUCAAUAUCAAAUGUGGAAUUUGUUUUGCAACAAACUCCUCGUUUCCGCAUGUAAGGAAAUUCGCCUACACCAUGUUAGUCUGUCAAAUUGUGUUUUGUAUUUCAACUAAUAAAGCCGCAUAAUCAACACCCGUUCUUCCUGCAAUGGGAAAAUUUGAAUGAAGAAGGAAGAUGGGUCAUUGUCUCUGGCAGGUAAGUCCGAAACCGCUGCAUGAAAUGGUCCAGAAAUCUGGU